Molecule: messenger RNA, 1638 nt
Organism: Heterostelium album PN500
Lineage: Eukaryota; Evosea; Eumycetozoa; Acytosteliales; Acytosteliaceae
Product: Putative chemotaxis protein
Exons: 4
Coding region: 1-1638 (545 amino acids)
Biological process (GO): endoplasmic reticulum to Golgi vesicle-mediated transport; Golgi organization; endoplasmic reticulum organization
Cellular component (GO): endoplasmic reticulum membrane; COPII-coated ER to Golgi transport vesicle; endoplasmic reticulum-Golgi intermediate compartment
Molecular function (GO): D-mannose binding
Source: RefSeq, a predicted model, not a curated record
AUGUCAAAUAAAAUCAGUUUGAUAUUGUUGGCACUCUAUGUGCUUACAGUGUUGUCGAUUGCGAUGGCCUAUCCACAACCACUGGUUAGAAAAGAAGACAGACACUCAUUCCGUGCACCAUUUAUUGCUACGGCCAGUGGUAUCACCUAUUGGAAUACACGUGGUGACACUGUCAUCAGUGAGGAAUACAUUCACUUGACUGCCGACGCCCAAUCGUCUUGGGGACAGAUCAUCAACACCGAACCACUCGAAUUCCCAUCUUGGGAGAUCGUAGUCGAGUUCCGUAUCCACGGUAACGGUCGUAUCGGUGCCGACGGUCUCGCACUCUGGUACAUCGACCCCAGUCACUCUGAAUCACGUGACACCAGUGUCUUUGGUAAUCGUAACAUGUGGAAAGGUCUUGGUAUCUUCUUUGAUACUUUUGAUAACGAUGGAAAUGGAGAUAAUCCAUUAGUUUCGGUUGUCUAUAACGAUGGAACUCAAUUCUUUGAUACUGCAAAGGACGGUGGUAAUAUGAAGUUGGGUGGAUGUACCAAUAAAUUCAGAAAUGUACACAAGAACACUCGUGCCAAGAUCAAGUACUUUAAUGGUGCUCUUUCAAUUCACAUCGAUACCUCUUCAAGUGGAAACUACGACUCCUGUGUCAAUGACAUCAGAAUCACCCUUCCAACUCGUUAUCACUUUGCUCUUUCUGCUGCCACCGGUGGUCUUCAUGACAAUCAUGAUAUUUAUUCAUUCGACACAUACAGUCUUGAUGCACCAAUUAGAAAUGAAUAUCGUAGACAUGAAAACUAUAUGAAUCAACAUCAACAACAACAGCAACAACAACAAAAUAUCCAACAGCAACAACAACAAAACAUUCAACAACAACAAAAUCAGCAACAAAAUCAACAACAACCACAACCAGUUGCUCAUGAAGAAGACGAUUUCAAGGCAAAGAUUAAGGAUAUUACUAAGGGAUUCGAACAACAACAACAACAAAAUCAACAACAGCAACAACAACAAUUCCAACAACCAAACCAACAGCAACAACAACAACCACCAGUAACUCAAGAGCAACCAAAGCAAACUAUAUCUGGUGACGAUGUUCCAGCUCAAAUCCUCCAGAAAGUAGAGACCUUGAAAGAGAGCAUCCAUUCAUUGCAUUCGGUUCUCGAUGAAUCCGAAGUUAAAAAGUCAGUCGAAGGUCUCAGAGAUCAAGUCAACAACGUCGGACAAGCCCUCAUCAUCCUCACCGAGAACAUCAUCACCAAGAAGGAUUUCGAGAGUUUCAAGUACAACUAUGAACUUAAGAAUUCACAAUCCUUCAAAGAAUUAACCGAGUUGAAACAAUUGAUUGGUGAUAUGAAAGCAACUGUCAAUAGCAGAAUGAAUAAUAACGAUAAUGAUGUAAGCAAGACUUUGGAAGCAUUGUCACAGAGCGUCAAUGGAUUGAAGAGAUUGGUCGACGCACAAGCCAAGGACACUCAAAAGAUUGCAUCGACACUUCAGGUUAAUGCCAACGAGAUCGCAUCAACCAUCGAAAAGCAAACCUCGUUCGGAUUCUGGUCAUACUUCCUCUUUGUUCAAGCCAUAUUUAUUUUUGGUUUCGUCUUUUGGAGGAAAUACAAAGAUGAAAACAACAAGAAAUUAAUAUAA